Molecule: messenger RNA, 845 nt
Organism: Impatiens glandulifera
Lineage: Eukaryota; Viridiplantae; Streptophyta; Magnoliopsida; Ericales; Balsaminaceae
Product: DNA repair protein recA homolog 2, mitochondrial-like
Exons: 5
Coding region: 162-845 (227 amino acids)
Biological process (GO): DNA repair
Molecular function (GO): single-stranded DNA binding; ATP-dependent DNA damage sensor activity; ATP binding
Source: RefSeq, a predicted model, not a curated record
UUGGCCAUCGAUAUCGCACGCAGUCCGCUUGGAAUCCCCAAUUUUGCAAGUGGGUAAUGGCGGGAAGCUGCUCAUUCUUCUUCUCUAAUACAGCUUAAAAGCUAUAUACAAAGAACAAUAGAGAAUCCCUGGAAUCAAUCAUCCUCUACAGGCGACCGAAGAUGGCGCUUCUAAGAUCUUCCCACUUCAUUGCCUUGGCCAAGUUCCCUAUCCACUCUCUCCUCCCCUCUUUCAAACCCCAGAGUGGUAGAAGAGAACCAGCCACUGGGUUCGCCGCCGCUGCUGCUCAAAGCUGCAAUCUAUCGUCGGCAGCUGAUGUAUCAGAAUUUGAACGUGAUGAACCCCAUGAUGAUAAUAAAACGGUGGAAAAACAUAAGGCCCUUAGUUCAGCACUGUCACAACUUGCUGGUGAUUUUGGUAGAGAAUCCAUGUUGUCUUUGCAGCGAUUUUUUGGUUCAAGACGUUUGCCUGUCAUAUCAACUGGAUCGUUAAGGCUCGAUAUGGCACUUGGAGUGGGUGGACUUCCAAAGGGGAGGAUGGUUGAAAUUUUUGGCCAAGAAGCAUCAGGCAAGACAACACUUGCUUUACACAUUAUCAAGGAAGCCCAGAAGCUUGGAGGUUAUUGUGCGUAUCUUGAUGUGGAGAAUGCGAUGAACCCUUCCCUACUGGAAUCCAUGGGUGUAGAUACAGAAAACCUCCUUAUAUCCCAACCAGAUUCUGCUGAAAAUUUGUUGUGCAUGGUUGACACAUUGGUCAAAAGUGGAUCCAUUGAUGUAAUAGUAAUUGACAGUGUAUGUAUUUCUUCUAUCUUCUUGGGUUCUCUCAUCUUCUUCGCCUUUAUUUAA